CCCACACCACACCACACAAAAAAUGGAAACCCCCCGAGCGGCCUCCCCCUUUUUUUUUUCGGGACAAAUUCAACCAACCCGACUGGGGAUGGCGCUUAGUUCUGCGCCGCAUUCAGCUGGCCGUCAGCCACAACCCUUCUGAGCCAAAAUCGGCAGAUCGCGCCUCGCUGGGCUGAGCUAAGCGGACACCGUUCCCUGCUCCACUUUCGGGGCGGGAACGUCCAUGUUUUUGGCGUCGGCGCGGCUCGGGAGAGCCCCACCGACUCCAUCCGGCGGGUGUGGCCGCACCCCGCAGUUUCCACAACGUGGGUUCCGAGUCCACCUCGCUGCAGGUUUCAUCAUCGGCAUUGUUCUCUUUUGUCACAUGUCGUUUUCUUGCUCUUGGUUACUCUUUGUUUUUCUCUUCUUGGAUGUUUCUUCCUGCAUAUACCCCCUUUGUUGUUGUUGUUUAUUGUGUUGUAUCAACCACAAUUACGUUUUGGCAUGUACGGUGGAGAAGACGGGACGAAAGGGAUGGAAUCGGUUCAACAUCAUCGGGUCUGGGCAAGGCAUUGAUGGAUGGAUCACACGCAGGGGCGGGGGAAACGGUAUCAUUUUUUUUGGGUUGCAUCGAAUAGACCUUAGAUAGACUUUUCCUUAUCUUGUCUUGUCUUGUCUUGUCCCCACGGCAACGGCUUGCGUUUUGUACGACAAUCAACAUUGUUCUGUUAUGUAUCAUGCCGCUGGCAUUGGGCGGGUUGGAACAUGGGACUGGGAUCAUAGAUGCGACCACGACUCGCAGGAGUUGAAAUGCACUUUUGAAAGCAA
Molecule: messenger RNA, 807 nt
Organism: Chaetomium fimeti
Lineage: Eukaryota; Fungi; Ascomycota; Sordariomycetes; Sordariales; Chaetomiaceae
Exons: 1
Coding region: 224-628 (134 amino acids)
Source: RefSeq, a predicted model, not a curated record